CAUCACAAAACAAUCAGCUUCACACUUAAUGACAAAAACCGAACGCCAAGGUCGGUGAGACGUGAUCAGUUCACAAUAAAACUUAUGUUAAGCCACUCGUGUGACUAUGGUUCCCCUCACGUCUCUAUUUCUCUUAAGCAUAGUGAUAGUGUCCUGUAGAGGAAAUCCCGAGGGAUUCCUGCCGUCCUUAGCUCAAACAACGAGAGAAAUCACAGGUGCUGUGGUCACCCAGCCCUUGUUCCAAGCCGCGGCACAAGGCGCCGGGGAACUCAUAGCCAGAACGGUAUACGACGCCGCCCGACUUCCUGCGGCCAUCGCUCGAGUCCUUGGCGUCUCCGACACCCGCCCAGUCCUCAUCAACAAAAAUAACAUUGCAGACAAGGCCGACAAGAUUCUCGCCAAAUAUCAUGCCGGUUUGGGCAAUGAAGACGCUUUCCUCAAGAUCGACAAACUCAUCAAGAAGUAUGGAUAUCCAGUUGAAAAACACGAAAUCGUGACCGAAGAUGGAUACGCGUUGGGGAUGUUCAGAAUCCCCCGGAAUGGAUCUGCCGUGUUCCUGAUGCAUGGGCUGUUUGGGAGCGCUGAUGACUUCGUGAUCGCUGGCCCGGAGAGCGGCAUGGCCUACCUCCUCGCUGAAGAAGGUUACGACGUGUGGUUGGGUAACGCUAGAGGAAACAAACAUUCACGACGACAUGUCGAAUUACAACCCUCUGAUGCCGAGUUCUGGGAUUUUUCCUGGCAUGAAAUUGGGUACUACGACCUCCCAGCUAUGAUUGAUUACGUGCUCAAUUACACCAGCCAAAAAUCACUCAAAUACGUGGGCCACUCGCAAGGCACUACCAGCUUCUUCGUCAUGAGCUCUGAAAGGCCAGAGUAUAAUGACAAAGUGGGAUUAAUGGUUGCUUUGUCGCCUGUGGCGUACAUGUCCCAUGCCAAAUCUCCUUUCAUUCGGCUGGCGGGGCCCGCGAGUGAAUAUAUUGGCUCGAUCAUGCAUGGUCUCGGAGUGCAUGAGUUUCUUCCAGAUAAUAAUUUAUUACGUACCAUCAAAAUGCUUAUGUGCGGCAGCAGCCCUGUGGCGGAGAUAAUAUGCAUCAAUCCUUUGUUACUGACUAGUGGCUUCGGCUUUGCAGAGCUGAAUGUGACAAACUUGCCUGUUAUCCACGGGCACACGCCGUCCGGAGCGGCUGUGAAGCAGGUCGUGCACUACGGCCAAGGGUUCAACUCUGGAGAUUUUAAACAGUUUGACUAUGGUAGGUCGAGAAAUCUGAGAAUGUAUGGCAGCGAGGUGCCUCCUAGAUAUGCUUUGGAAAAAAUCAGGGCCCCCGUUUCCUUGAUGUACAGUGCUGAUGACUGGAUGGCCCAUCCUGACGAUGUGGACGCUCUGUAUCAAAGGCUGGGUAACGCUAUAGACAUCCAUAAGAUUCCACAUCCACAGUUCAACCAUAUAGACUUCAUUUGGGCAAAACAUUUCAGGACACUUAUUUACGAAAGGCUCAGGAAAUUGUUGGCAGCAUUUUGAUAUUACCUAACCGAGGUAAAUUAAAUGAUGUUGAAACAAUAUCGUGUUAUGUGGUAUCAAUUUAACCUAACUAAUCACCAUUACGAAAUAUUCAUGGAAAACUUUGUCAUAUUCUACUAAGGAAUUAUUAAGUGCCGUGUGGUUCCCGACUUUGACUUGCAUGUCUGGUAGUAUAAAGUUCGUUUGGUAGCGAAGAAAAAAAAUGAGUGUACCUAUACAAAAAAAUGGGUCAGGUCAAAAGUACCCGAAACCGCCGAGCUUGCAUGAAGAGAGUUAUGAAUGUGGAUGAAGCGAAGGAAGUAUGCAGAGAUCGUGGCAAGUGGAAAGAGGUAGUCUCUGCCUACCCCUCCGGGAAAGAGGCGUGAUUUUAGGUAUACAUAC
Amyelois transitella is the source of this 1900-nucleotide messenger RNA. Its product is annotated as lipase 3. NCBI's taxonomy places the organism in Eukaryota, Metazoa, Arthropoda, Insecta, Lepidoptera, Pyralidae. The transcript has a single exon. Bases 107 to 1519 code for a protein of 470 amino acids. Gene Ontology annotation, biological process: lipid metabolic process. The record is from RefSeq and is a predicted model, not a curated record.